Molecule: messenger RNA, 1109 nt
Organism: Piliocolobus tephrosceles (Ugandan red Colobus)
Lineage: Eukaryota; Metazoa; Chordata; Mammalia; Primates; Cercopithecidae
Gene: SYS1
Product: SYS1 golgi trafficking protein
Exons: 4
Coding region: 286-756 (156 amino acids)
Biological process (GO): Golgi to plasma membrane protein transport; protein localization to Golgi apparatus; Golgi to endosome transport
Cellular component (GO): trans-Golgi network; Golgi membrane
Source: RefSeq, a predicted model, not a curated record
GCAUGUGCUCAGGUCGCUAUCCGGCUGCUAGUACUUGGUUCAGGCGGUUCAGGGAAAGGUUGCACCCACUACGCCUGCGCAACCUCAGCCCCGCCCCUCCGCUGCUUUCCCCGGAAACGCUUCUUUCCUACAGAGUCGCUCCCGCCGCUGCGGUCGCUGGAGCUUUGCCUCUCUAGGCCGGCAGCACCUCUCCUCCAUGGUCAUGUCUAUCGGCGCUGUUUUGGGAGCCCGCGGGUGAGGCCGGGCCACGCUCGAACACUUCGAUCGUCGAGUCUGUCACUGGGCAUGGCGGGUCAGUUCCGCAGCUACGUGUGGGACCCGCUGCUGAUCCUGUCGCAGAUCGUCCUCAUGCAGACCGUGUAUUACGGCUCGCUGGGCCUGUGGCUGGCGCUGGUGGACGGGCUAGUGCGAAGCAGCCCCUCGCUGGACCAGAUGUUCGACGCCGAGAUCCUGGGCUUUUCCACCCCUCCAGGCCGGCUCUCCAUGAUGUCCUUCAUCCUCAACGCGCUCACCUGUGCCCUGGGCUUGCUGUACUUCAUCCGGCGAGGAAAGCAGUGUCUGGAUUUCACUGUCACUGUCCAUUUCUUUCACCUCCUGGGCUGCUGGUUCUACAGCUCCCGUUUCCCCUCGGCGCUGACCUGGUGGCUGGUCCAAGCCGUGUGCAUUGCACUCAUGGCUGUCAUCGGGGAGUACCUGUGCAUGCGGACGGAGCUCAAGGAGAUACCCCUCAACUCAGCCCCUAAAUCCAAUGUCUAGAAUUGGGCCCUUUGGACAUCCUGCUGACACUUGGGGCCCUUAACACCUUGGGCUGCUCAGACCCUACAGAUGAGGUCCAGCCUAGAUCUGAGAGGAACCCUGGAAAUGUGAAGUGUCUGUUGGUGUGGGAGAGAUAGUGAGGGCCUGUCAAAGAAGGCAGGUAGCAGUCAGCAUGACAGCUGCAAGAAUGGCCUCUGUCUGCUGAAGCCUUGGUAUCUGAGAGGUCAGGAAGGGGACCUCUUUGAGAGUAAUAACAGAAUUGGAACCAUGCCACUUUUGAGCCACAAUACCUGUCACCAGCCUGUUGUUUUAAGAGAGAAAAAACAUCAAGGAUAUCUGAUUGGAGCAAACCA